This is a messenger RNA of Cyprinodon variegatus (sheepshead minnow), 1923 nucleotides long. It is a transcript of the gene atp6ap1a, whose product is annotated as ATPase, H+ transporting, lysosomal accessory protein 1. Gene Ontology annotation, cellular component: proton-transporting V-type ATPase complex. The transcript has 11 exons. The record is from RefSeq and is a predicted model, not a curated record. The coding region runs from base 1 to 1455 and encodes 484 amino acids. Lineage: Eukaryota; Metazoa; Chordata; Actinopteri; Cyprinodontiformes; Cyprinodontidae.
AUGGCGUCGUCAGGGAGAGCUAACCUCCUCAAACGGAACCCUGGCACCAUGGCCGUGUUUCUAGGCCUGCUUAGUGUUCUCAUCCCGGCUCGGUGCGAUGAGCAGGUCCCCGUCAUCAUGUGGACAAGUGAAGGCUCUGCCGUUCCCCGUCAGCCUCCACCUGCUGCAGGUCACAUCGUCGGGCACCAGCAGCUCGCCUCCUACCUGGAAAAGGCUUUGAACGUUGGUCCCCGAAAUGUUGUGCUUUUCCUUCAAGAUAAGAUGAGUAUUGAAGACUUUACCUUGUACGGAGGCGCCUUUGGAAAUAAACAAGAUGGAGUUUUUCCUAACCUUGAGGGAGCCCUUCAGUCCUCCUCUUCUCCUCUGGUUUUACCUGCUGUAUCCUGGCCAGCCUCCAACGCUGUGAUUGGUCAGCUGCAGGACCAGUUGGAGACGUCCCCUCUGUAUAUGGACCCCGAGACCCUGAGCCAGCUGAGACUGAACGCCUCAUCGCCGGCUCUGCUGGUGUUCAGGCUGCCUUAUGGAACUGGGUCAGAUCUGUUGUCUGCUAAAGAAAUUCUCAGUGGAAAUGAUGAGGUGAUGGGUCAGGUGAUGAGCAUCAUGAAGUCCCAGUCAGUUCCUUACACGGCCAUUUACACGGGCCUGCAGCCGUCCAGGAAGGAGGCAGCGUCCCUGUCUAUGGAGGCCGGGCUGGGUGGAGGACGCUCGCUGCUGCAGGCCAGAGGGAGAUACAGGGACAGAGAAAGGGGACGUCAGCCGGCCAAGGAAAGGCCUGAAGUCUACCCUCCUGUGGAGUUUAAGGAGGAAGGCAAAACAUGCAUGAUGCUGUGGGCUAAAGGCCUGACUGUGAGCAUUCUUCGGAACAAUCGCUGGGAAGAGCAUGACCUGACCAAGGCCACCUUUGAGGAUAAAGACCUCAAACUGCAUGGAUCUGACUGUGACAAAAGCAAAGCAAAGUUGGUUCUGAACUAUGACAACGUCCUCGGCCACCGUAGCUUCAAAUUGAUCUUCGCAAUGAGCCAGCGCCACUACAAGGUAUCUGCACGCCGCUGGUUCACUCUGGACGCUGUGGAGCUGGAAUAUGACGGCACUAAGGCCACAUUUAAUGGAAGCAGGAACAUCUACGCCCCCGCUGAGUACUCGUUCCGCUGCAAGUCCGUCACCAACUUCCGCUGGCCACUACUGGUCCCGCGCUCCGCCAAAGACCCGGCUAAUCAGUGGAGGGUCUCCUUUGAGGAUUUCCAGAUCCAGGGCUUUAACUUGAGCGGCAGUGAAUUUGCUUACGCCAGCGACUGCGCCGGGUUCUUCUCCCCUGGGAUCUGGAUGGGUCUGCUGACCAGCCUGCUCAUGGUGCUGGUGCUGACCUACGGCUUGCACAUGAUCAUGCAGCUCCUCACCAUGGACCGCUUCGAUGACCCCAAAGGUCCCGGCAUCUCGGUGCCGCAGACGGAGUAACACAUCUGCCGGUGUGUUUCCUGACUCCAUCCGUCCUCCAGUCUCUGCAUUGAACCCCUCCUUUCAUCCCCGCCUCUCUCAUUCCAUUCCUAACAUGCAGAUCAUUCCAUGUCGUUGUCCCUCCAUCACUGAACAAACGUACGAGUGUAACCUUAAAUGUGAAUCCUGACACUGAAGUGUCUGAUGUUAAAGUGGUUAAACAGCCACACAAUCUGGGUCCUUUCAGACCACCAUGGGUUAAUAUGUGACCCAUAUAAAGGGAGACAUACAGAGAUAACUGAUGCUUAUUUAUUAAAUGGAUUAUAUGCUAUUUAUUGUUGAUACUGUUGUGGUUACCGUGAAGUUUUGUUUGCAUUUGGUUUGUUUUAGAUAUGCGAGAUUAUUUAUGGAAAUAUUUCAUUUUGAAUUAUGUUCAUGACAUUCCAUUUUUGUGUUGUAAUGUUGACGUGACUCCAAUAAAACACAUUA